AAAUAGUUUACGAAAGUGAUGAAAAAAGGUUCGUUUGAGAUUUUCUGUUGUAAAUCUAGCUGAUAAUAAAAAUAAAAAUUUGCCAAUAUAAUGGAUUUCACUAAUCGUUGCCGAGGAUGCCUGUCGAAUGAUGAAGAAACUCUGCGACCAUUGGAAGAAACAGUAACCAUACAACUAUUUGAAGAAUGCGUUGGUUUGAAGGCGAGCAAUAAACUUGGAUUCCCCAGUAACAUUUGUGGUUCCUGUUAUGGGAAAUGCAUAUCCUGGAAAAAGUUUCGUCAGCAAUGCUGGGAAACAGAUGAGUUGUUGAAUUUCAAACUCCAUCAUAACGAACAACAACAAAUAGUCGCAGAAAUCUCUUCGGUUCAAAGUUUCGAAGUUAUUGAAGAUAAAACAGAAAUUAUUUCUAAUGACAUACAGAGUAAUGUGUUUGAAACGCAUGAAUAUCAGUCUAUGCAGUCAGAAUCUGCCCCUGGGAAACUUAAAUAUUGUGAAAGCGAAGAAACAUCGCACUUUCUGGAACAAGAGGUGGAAAUCGAAGAAUUGGUUGAGGAAUGUGACACCAAGGAGACCGAGUCAGAUGAGGAGACCAUGGAAAUAUUUUUCUUGUCGGAGAAUUGUGAUGAUACUGAAAUUAAUGAAAGAGAUCAAGAAACCGUAUUGGAGGUGAGAGUUUCAGAGGAGGCUUCUUCGGAAUCUGUAAAUGAUGAAGAAAUUAUGAAAGGUAGAGAUUUUACCUGUGAACAAUGCAAAAUGCGCUUUCGAAGUAAUGAGCGAUAUCAUGCCCAUUUACGCAUUCAUAAAGGACUCAAACCGGAAGUUUGCACGGUAUGCCAAAGUGAGUUCAAUAGUUCGAGAGCUUUACGGAGGCAUAUGCAUAAACACUCAGAUGGUAAACAAUACUCAUGCAAGGAUUGUGACAAGAGCUAUAAAUAUGCCACCUCGUUAGCACUUCAUCGCAAAUGUCAUAGAGAUGUGGAAAGAUUUGUGUGUGAUCUAUGUCAAAAAUCUUUCAUUAGAUCUCACAGUUUAAAGAGUCACAUGCUGUCUCAUUCUACGGAUACUCCGUUCGAGUGUGAUCAGUGUCAGAAACGAUUUAAAAGUGAAGUUAUGCUCAAAAAUCACGUUUUCCGGAAGCACGAUGGCACAAAAAAUUUCCAUUGUUCGAAUUGUCAGAAAGCAUUUACCACGGCUGCGGAACUCCGAAUUCAUACGCGGAGUCACACAAACCAGAAACCGUUCAAAUGCAAGCUUUGUGUGAAGCGAUAUAAAACUGCAAGUCACCUAGCAGUUCACUUCCGGACAGCCCACACAUCGGAAAGACCUCAUGCAUGUGAUUUGUGUCCGCAAACUUUUGCUCACAGUAAAGUGCUGAAGCAUCAUCGCCUCACGCAUACUGGAGAACGGCCUUGGAAAUGCGAAAUUUGUCAGCGAUCUUUCCGCCAGAAAAGCACCCUGCAAGGACAUAUCAAAACGCAUGGCGAAAGAGGAACGAUUCUAAAUAAUGUCAACUCUAAUACGAUGUAGUUUAGUUAAUAGAAUAUUUGUAAAAAAAUGACAACUGGCACAAAAAUAAUGUAGAAAAUAUUUUGCAGGGCAGUCAUCAUACGAAUAAGAAAAUUACAUUU
This is a messenger RNA of Malaya genurostris, 1628 nucleotides long. Its product is annotated as zinc finger protein 391-like. Lineage: Eukaryota; Metazoa; Arthropoda; Insecta; Diptera; Culicidae. The transcript has 2 exons. Gene Ontology annotation, molecular function: zinc ion binding. The coding region runs from base 91 to 1527 and encodes 478 amino acids. Gene Ontology annotation, cellular component: nucleus. Gene Ontology annotation, biological process: regulation of immune system process; negative regulation of transcription by RNA polymerase II; regulation of cytokine production. The record is from RefSeq and is a predicted model, not a curated record.